UUAAAAUGACUGCGGGGCUACACACAGCAUUUGACAUGUAAAGUUUUAAGGUGUCUCUCUGAAAGCCGAACGUGCUUGAGUCUGGGCUGUUUGACAGGAUGAACUGAACAACCUUUUAACUAAAGUCUCAGUAGAAGGAAAUGUUUUUUCCUGUUGCCCGAAAACAUUUACAGCCGUGUGUACAUCGACCUGCGAUCAACAUUAGACACUCAUUCUACACUCAUUCAUUCCUGCAGGCUGGAGGAGUAAAUCAGUAGAUUUUCAGAGUGAUUUUGCCAGUGUUUCUGAGUUAAAACAACUCCCCAUCUUCAUUUUUCUUCCAAUUCAACAUUUUUCAGUUGUUAUUUUGCCAAAAUACAUCAUCAGCAUGGAAAAUUCACGUACAAACCGAAAGAAAAGUAAGAAGACCAACCGUGAUGGACUUUCUCGCAAAGGUUCACAUGAAUCAUGUCACUCAUCACAGGAAGGUCAACAUGAUCAAUGGGAGACACAAACCAAAAAGUGGAAACCUGAUUUCCUUUGCUACAGAGGACUGAGGAAUCAGGGAGCCACGUGUUAUCUAAACUCAGUGCUUCAAACACUCUUCAUGACGGAGGAGUUCAGAAAAGCUGUCGUAGAGUUAAAAUUAAGCAAUGGGAAGGAGAACUGUGUUUCUAAAGCUCUUCAAAACUUAUUCCAUGAUUUAGAACCUGGACAGCCGGGAAGUGCCGCUACAAAUCGGGUCACAAGUGCCCUGGAAAUAAGAAAUGUUUGCGAGCAGCAGGACGCAGCAGAAUAUUAUCAGAAGAUUCUGAGUUUGACUGGAAAUAAAGCUGCCGAGAUAUUCCAGGGAGAGAAGAAGCACUCAACUGCAUGUAAAUAUGGGAGCCAUGACUCUGUUGAGGAAUUGAAUUCAUUUUUUUCUUUGGCCAUUGCUAUGGACUCUGAUCAGCAUUUAAUAAAUAUAAAAAAGAGUUUUGGUACGCUGUUUGAUUCAGUGCUGAUGGAGGGAGAGGAUCAGCUUUACUGUGAAACAUGCCAAAUUAUGACGGACAUGGAAAUGAAAUGCACCAUUCUUAAGUGGCCAGAAGUCCUGACUCUACAUUUGCAGAGGUUUAACUUGGAUUACAGCUACAUGGUUUACAGGAAAAACAACUGUCCUGUUAAAAUCCCUCUCCAGCUAAAAGUGCAGGAUGAGAGUGGUGUUGAUUAUCAGUAUGAUCUCUAUGCUGUGGUCAAUCAUUCUGGUUCUCUCAGCGGUGGACAUUAUUAUGCUGAUAUAAAGUCAUCUGAGGACCAGCAGUGGUAUGAGUUUAAUGACUCCAGUGUGCACAGGAUUGAUUCUUUACGUGAUAACAGACAAUCGAAAAAGGCAUGUUUGCUUUUUUUCAGAAAAUGUCAGACAAAAGCUAUAAAACAAGACGCAUGUGAAUCAAACAUUCAACAAGACCAGGAUGCUGUGAAGGGCAGAGAAUCAGGAGAAUUGUCAGUUUCUCAGACUAACACCAACAUUCAGAAUAAGAUGAAUCCUGAACACACUGUGCCACAGCAGGACCCUGAUCAUAUAAACAUAGAAAACCAACAUCCUACAGAAUCAACAGCGAAAGCUGAAAUCAACUCAGAUGAUGAGACUACUGAGAAUCAAGCAACACCAAGCAUUCAUUCUGGAGCAGCAGAAGGCAAUAUCCAGUCGACUGAGACACAUCACCCUGAUUUCAGCAGGCAUCUGAUUAUAGACAAACAGCAGCCUUCACAAAGACAAGGUAUAGCUUUGUGGAUAAAUAAGUGUAAUGUUCAGUAUUAUGAUAACCAAUGUGCUGUGUUGUGCUGAUGUACAGCAGUGAAUAUCUUUAGUGCUGUUGUGAUUC
Messenger RNA from Danio aesculapii, 1847 nucleotides. RefSeq names its product ubiquitin carboxyl-terminal hydrolase 47-like. The record is from RefSeq and is a predicted model, not a curated record. Gene Ontology annotation, biological process: protein deubiquitination. Gene Ontology annotation, molecular function: cysteine-type endopeptidase activity; cysteine-type deubiquitinase activity. NCBI's taxonomy places the organism in Eukaryota, Metazoa, Chordata, Actinopteri, Cypriniformes, Danionidae. Bases 368 to 1810 code for a protein of 480 amino acids. The transcript has 14 exons. Gene Ontology annotation, cellular component: nucleus; cytosol.